UGGUCUCAUAUCCAAGUACUAACCAAGCCCAAGCAUUGCUUAGCUUCUGUGAUCAGGCUUACUCAAGGUGGUGUGGCUGAUAAAUGAUAAAAAAUUCACUUUAGCACCCCCUAAACAAAAGGAGGUGCUAACAAAGACUGGCCAUUAAAGAAAACAGUCUAUAAAUUAAAAGUUCAGAUGUAGCAGUGAACCAAAAACAGCGGUGCAGAGCAGGCCACUGAGAGCCCGCUGGUCAAACAGAAGCUGUCAUGCCACCAGCGGACCCCGCGUUGGCAUGCUCUAAUGAAAUCCGGAGCGGACUGGGGCCCGGAACAUGAUUACAUGAUUCCCACAAUCCCAACGUUACGUUUUCUUUAUCUUUCUGAUCCUUUGAAAUGUACGGGAAGUGGGCAGCUCUGCAUUUGUCUUUCUGUAAAAGUGUUUAUGGUCCUGUCCUUGUUUCGCCGGCAGCAGCGCCGGUAUCCUUCUCAGUGUCCUACCAGGUAGCCCCCUAACCAGCCUGCACCAGCAUGCCAAAGAAAGGCGGUAAGAAGUCUGCAAAGCUGAGCAGCAUGAGCGAGGAGGAGCGGCUGCUUUACAUGCAGCAGAAAGCCCUGGCUGAGGAGGAGCUGAGCAAGAAGAAGGAGGACAUACUCACUCAGUAUCUCAAGGACAAGCUUGCGAAGGAGGAGAAGAACAGUGCGCUGAACCUGAACAAGAUUAACCAGCAGUGGCGAGUGCUGAUGAGGGAGACGAAGGCGCGCGAGCUGAAGAAGGACAUCGAGGUGCUGAGCCAGACCUUCGAGAGAGUGGUGGACCGCAAGGACAGCGUCAUCAAGUCUCUGGCCAGGGACCUGGAGGAAGCUGAGGCCCAAUAUUCACAGGCUGUGAGGGCUCACCUGCACAAUCUGGACGUGCUGCUGCAGCUGCAGAGAGGGAGGCUGGAGAGCCUGGAGCAGAACUACCAGGCUGAGCUGGAGGCGCUGCGGAGCGAGUUCCACACAGAGAGAGAGCUGAUCCUCUCCCAGCACCAGCAGGAGUGCACCCACCUCGAGGACGUCUCCUUCGCAAUGGAGCAGAACUACAGCGAGCAGGAGAACGACGUGAAGCAGGACUUCAACAGCGUCCGAGACGAGAUCAAGAACAAGAACAUCGAGGAGAAGCACGCCCUGCGCAUCCAGCUGGAGGGCAGGGUGGAGGAGCUGUGGCGCCACUUCCAGCAGGCGCUGCGCAGCUACAACGAGGCCACCGAGGAGCGAAAGAGCGCCUUCGAGGCGCUGCGGGGACGGGACGAGAAGAGUGCCAAGGAGAUCGAGAUGCAGAUGAAGAAAAUACAGAAGCUGCAGGACUCCAUCGCGCUUGUGCGCUCCCGACUCGGCUCCAACGCGCGGGAGAGCGAGAAGCAGAACCGCCGGCUGCAGGAGGAGAAGGAGGCGAUCCAGGGGCACUUCCACACCAUCAAGACCCAGAUGAACCGGGCCCGGGCCCGUGAGAGAGGGCAGCUCGCCAAGCUCACCCUGCACAGCAACACUGCCAUCAAGAAGCUCCAGCAGCUCAUUGAGAAGGGGGAGUACGUGCUCAGGCUGACAGAGAUGUGUCGCAAGCUGGAGACGGAGGAGGAGAAGGUGCUGCCGUUCUACAGCUCCUCCCUGAGUGCAGAGGAGCAGAGCCAGGAGCAGGCAGCUGCCCUGGAGCCCCCCACCGAACAGCUAGCCCAGGCCAUGCAGGAUUACACUGCUCUGGAGCUCUUCUGGAAGCGCUACAACAAGGCCCUGCUGGAGCAGAUGGCUCUGGAGCAGGAGAAGGUGGUACUGGGGCGGGAGAACGCUCAGCUCAGGCAGCUCCUGAAGCAGUACCUGGACGGGAUCUCCGUCAGCGACGACACCCUCGGGCAGCUCAACCCACUGUUCAUCGUGAACCAGCGCACCAACGCCAGGCUGCCCGCCGUGCCGGUCAGCGAGGGCAGGGUGGCACGGCACGCACACACCGUGAUCGAGGCGGCACACAUCGUCCAGCACACCAUCUGAACCGGGCGCUGCGAUAACUCAUCACGACCCGGACUGAACUGAAGCCAUCGGACAGAGCGUUCAUCAUCUUAAGUGUCUUGGAUGUUUCUUUACAAUAGUUUGCACUUUUUUUUUGUGAGUGGAGAAUCAUAAUCCUAGUUGGCACAUUAAUUGAACCUAGCGAGUUGCUUCCUUUUUUGUAACAUUAAUAGUUUUCUUUUCACAUAAAAAAGGGGCAAAUUGCAUUUCUGUGUAAAGAGCUUGAUAGUAGGCGGGUGGUUUAAAGAAGUGAUAACCAAGGCUUAAAUCCAUUUUCUUUUAUACUGUAGCUUUUAUCAUAUCAUAUGGGAAAGAGUACAGGGAAAUCAACACCUAGACAAGUGUUGUAGCACGUGCCUUCAUCAAAAUGUGCCAGUAAGCAGGACCAGAAACCUUUUAUUUGUUACAAUAUAUCUACAAACCCCAUACAAAAACAAGCAAAGAUCUUCUAUCAUAAGAAAAGGCUUAAGAGUUAAGAAAACGGAUUGUACAGCCUUGGAUACCGCUGCUCUCAGUUCAGCAGAAAUCCUCACCACAGCCUUCCUUCUGUAAUAACAGGGUGAACUAGAGCUGUGUGUAACACCCUAUAACCCACUCACUGGAUCACUAACUCUUGUGUAUUUAUUAUAAAGCAUUCAAUGUCAUGAUGUAUAAAACACUAUUCUCUUAUAAUAAAUGCAGUCUAUAAUGGACAAGCCCUA
This is a messenger RNA of Polyodon spathula (Mississippi paddlefish), 2725 nucleotides long. RefSeq names its product coiled-coil domain containing 65 (gene drc2). Gene Ontology annotation, biological process: cilium-dependent cell motility; regulation of cilium movement; axonemal dynein complex assembly. The coding region runs from base 510 to 2006 and encodes 498 amino acids. NCBI's taxonomy places the organism in Eukaryota, Metazoa, Chordata, Actinopteri, Acipenseriformes, Polyodontidae. The transcript is spliced from 8 exons. Gene Ontology annotation, cellular component: axonemal dynein complex; axoneme. The record is from RefSeq and is a predicted model, not a curated record.